This is a messenger RNA of Paramisgurnus dabryanus, 1325 nucleotides long. Lineage: Eukaryota; Metazoa; Chordata; Actinopteri; Cypriniformes; Cobitidae. The record is from RefSeq and is a predicted model, not a curated record.
ACUGCUAGCAGCCCGAAACUCGCAAACCCCCACCAGAAAUGUCUAUGUGGCUUUAAUGUGAACUGUUAAAUCGAAAGUUUGUAAAGAUAGUUCAGUAUGAAACAUUUUGCACUUUUCUUGUUUUGGGUGUUUUGCCAAGCCAUGGCAAACCAAGACGAGCGGUUGCCGAACAAAUGCGAAGUUUGUAAGUUACUGACUGUGGAGCUGCAGGGCGCCUUGGAGAAAAGUGGCCGAUCCAAGGAGGUUCUAGAGAUUGGGGAAGUUUUGGACACUGGCAAACGAAGACGCAAAAUCAAAUACAAUACCUCAGAGACUCGACUUACUGAGGCUAUGGACAACAUCUGUGAAAGAAUUCUGCAGUAUAAAGUACAUGCUGAGAGACCAGGGAGCCUUCGCUAUGCUAAGGGCACCAGUCAAACAAUGAGCACACUGAAGAACCUGGUAGAUAAGGGAGUAAAGGUUGAACUGGGGGUUCCUUAUGAACUGUGGGAUGAGCCAUCAGUGGAGGUGGCAGAGAUGAAGAGACAGUGUGAGACGAUGUUAGAGGAACAUGAAGAAGUUGUAGAGAACUGGUACUUCCAUCAUCAAGAAGAGAGACUUGAUAAAUUCUUCUGUGAGGCCCAUGUCCUGAGAAACUCAGACCAAGAGUGCCUAAAGGAGGUGUGGAAAGGUGACAUGGGAAUGAAGGAAUCGGUGCAAGAAAGUGAUGUAGAGGGAGAAAAACAGACCCAUGACUCAGGAGAACUAUGAAUGCAGAGCUGUAAUGAUUGAUUGAAUGCGUGCCACCUGCAGGACAUGUGGGCUUCAGCUUGAAAGAACACGAUUCUCAUGAUAGUUGAUAAAAUAAUUGCUGACCACAAGAAAGAAGAUAAUGAAGCAGCUCUGUCAAAACUUUACACAUUUGCCCUUCUUGCCAGAUGGAAUUUUGCCAGUCCUUGCUGUUUUACCUCUUUGUCCAGUUGUUUACCCAUUUACACAUUUUUUAUUCAGUGUUACCAAUAAUUAAGACACUGACAAUUGUUUUGUGAGUCUAAACAUUUAAGACACUGUAAGACACUAGAUUUUAUAUUUGAGUAUUUUGUCUCCUACACCUUUGUCUUGUUUACAGAUUUGAGAAGCAGACAGUUUUUGGAUUGUGUAUUUUUGAGACCUAUAUAUGGAUUUAUGUUUGUCAUUGUUGCCUUUAUGCAAUAUGUACAGUUUUUAAAAAUAUAUUUUUCAAAAUGUAUUGUUGAUAUUUUUGCCUUUUUUAUUUGGUGGUGUAACAAAGGGUCCACGAUAUAUUUAUCUUCACAUAAAUCAACCAUCAGGUUCUUUGCUUGUCA